Messenger RNA from Ceutorhynchus assimilis (cabbage seed weevil), 1873 nucleotides. The record is from the annotation of a GenBank genome assembly. Lineage: Eukaryota; Metazoa; Arthropoda; Insecta; Coleoptera; Curculionidae.
GUCCAAUACGAAAAUAGCCAAGCGAAUAAUUUUUAGUAAGCGCAUCCGCAUCUUAACGUUUUCAUUAGGCAACACUUGGGUUUUACCAUGGAUAUUUUCCCCUGUGAAAUAUGGGAGGAAAUAGUGAAGCAUUUACGGGCUUACGAUCUUAUCAAUUUUUGUAACUCUUCGGACGAAUUCGGGCACUUCUUGCACAACAGAAAUGUCGUGACAAACUUUGAUCUUGGUGCAUGUUACCACAUUUAUAAAGAACCUUUGUAUAAAUUUAUCGAGACAGAUGUUGGAUAUAAUCAUGUAAGGAGUUUAAAUAUAAAUAAAAUUUAUUGGAUAAGUUUGGAGGAGAUAAGGGAUAUAGUUCGAUUAUUGCCUCGGCUAGAAGACUUACGUGCUUUGGACACGAUAUUGGGUAUGAGGGAUGAAGAUGUUGUGCUAUACAAAAAGCUUAAAAGAUUAGCAAUUGCUGUAGAAGCGAACCAAUUCACAUCUCCACGUGAAGUUUACAGAGAGAAUUUAGCCCAACUGAAAUCACUCUGUAUUAAAUUUGUUUUCAAAGACAGAGCAGACUUUAGAAGAAUAUAUUAUAUGUUUUUCAAUGAAUUACGGAAGUUAGAUGAAUUAUGGAUUUAUGAUGCAGAUGAUUUGGAACCACAUUCUUUGAGAUAUGACUACAUAGUUUGUAAUUUGAGGAAUCUAAAAAAAUUAGUAAUCAAGUCCAAAGUUAAUUUGACUCUGCUGGAUUACAAACCUUUCGGUUUGUUGAAGAUUUUUGAAAGGCGGAGGAGUAAUAUUACAACAAUAGGAUAUGUAAAGCAUGACAUACCUCAACUUAUAAGUUUGAGACGACCUUCACUGUCCCAAAUUUUUGAAAGCAGGACCGAAAAAUCUUGGAAUGUUAUUAAUUCAUUUUUGGCAGAAACUCCUUGUAAUUUCCAAAAUUCUAUUAAUAUCGAUGCUGUUAGAUCAAUUAAGAACGCAGAUUUCAAAGAAUUAUCAUUUUAUCACACAAGACUCUGUAACCCAACAUUUAUAAAUUCAGUCGUUGACAUAUUAUUAUCAAAACAUUCUAGAGGCCUAAAGAGACUGUGCCUUACUUUCUGUAUAUUGCAGGAAGGAAAUGUUGAGGAUAGUGAGAAGAAAAAUAUUUUUAGGCAUAUUAUUAAUAAUUGUCAACAUUUAAAUGAUUUGGAAAUUGUUCACUGUACAAAUACUGAAAUUGGAGAAAUUAAUGAUGAAGAAACCGUCAAAGUUCCCUGCUAUAGCUCUGCCAUUAUUAGAUCUUACGAACUAAUUUGUAACUUACGGAAUUUGAAAAGGUUAACGUUGGAAAUACCUCCAUAUUUAAACGGAACUUUUCUUAAAGAUGUUUUUCUCAAAUGCCCUGAACUUCAAUAUUUGCAAAUAGUAAGUCGAGAAACCAAUGAAGAUCUUAAUUAUGUCUUAUACUCGCAUUUAAAUUAUGCUCAGAGGUUACAGGAGUUCAGAUUUGAAAAUGUCCACAUUGACUUAGAUCGCCUUUUCUCAGCCCUCAACAAAGUAUUACCCUCGAGACUCCAAAGGAUCGUCAUAAAAUGUGAUUACGAUCACUCCUUGAAGUUAUGGCCUCUAGAAAAACUGCUGAAACGCAACACUGACGUAAUUUGUCUAGUAAUUUUGAUAGCUAAAUACAACAGGCACCAAAUAAAUAAAUUGCAAGAGUUAUUAAACGAAUAUAAAGAUAAUCCAGCAAAAAUAUACGUCGCAAAAAAUACAAUGGGUCCAGACGAUGAUAUAAUCAUUCCAGAAGCUCACAAGGAUAUUUUGUAUUUUAGUAACGAUGUUUCGGUGUUACAUUUUUCAGAUUUUUAGUUACAGUAAAUAAAUGUUAUUUAUUCUG